CGACGUUGGCCGGCUGCGCAGGGCGCCGCUGCGGGCUCUUCGGCCACCACUUUACGCGUUCCGCUCGCCUCCAGGUUGCCAGUCUCGUCUCUUCUCGCCGUAGGCCGUGACGACAUGAGCGGCAAAGAAGGUUCAGGAGGGUUCAGGAAAAGGAAGCAUGACAAUUUCCCACAUAACCAAAGAAGAGAAGGGAAGGAUCUUAAUUCAUCUUCACCUGUGAUGUUGGCCUUCAAAUCAUUUCAGCAGGAACUUGAUGCAAGACAUGAUAAAUAUGAGAGACUUGUGAAACUUAGUCGGGAUAUCACUGUCGAAAGUAAAAGAACAAUUUUUCUUCUCCAUAGGAUUACAAGUGCUCCUGAUAUGGAAGAAAUAUUGACUGAAUCAGAAAUUAAAUUGGAUGGUGUCAGACAAAAGAUACUGCAAGUGGCCCAAGAGCUCUCUGGAGAGGACAUGCAUCAGUUCCAUAGAGCUAUCACGACAGGACUGCAGGAAUACGUGGAGGCUGUCUCUUUUCAACACUUCAUCAAAACACGAUCACUCAUCAGCAUGGAUGAAAUUAACAAACAAUUGAUAUUUUCAACAGAAGAAAAUGGGAAAGAAAAUAAGACUCCCCCCUCUGAUGCACAGGAUAAGCAGUGUGGUACCUGGAGCCUGAAACUCACACCUGUUGAUUACCUUCUGGGAGUGGCUGAUUUAACUGGAGAGUUGAUGCGGAUGUGUAUUAACAGUGUCGGGAAUGGGGACAUUGACACCCCCUUUGAAGUGAGCCAGUUUUUACGUCAGGUUUAUGAUGGGUUUUCAUUCAUUGGCAAUACUGGACCUUAUGAGGUUUCCAAGAAGUUGUAUACCUUGAAACAAAGUCUGGCCAAAGUGGAGAAUGCUUGUUAUGCCUUGAAAGUCAGAGGUUCAGAAAUUCCCAAACAUAUGCUAGCAGAUGUCUUUUCAGUUAAAACAGAAAUGAUUGAUCAAGAAGAGGGCAUUUCUUAGAACCUUACUCAGUUGUUAUUCUCUUAACUCAUAAGAGAGACCAAUUUGUAAGACUGUUAUUUAGUAUAUCAUUUGACUUUGUGGCUUUUACAUAGAAAUGUUUUCAGUUGUAUUUGUUUAAUUGUAUACAGGCUGUACAUAAAAUUACAGAAAUGAAUCAUUUCUUAUAUCUUGUGAAAAUUUGCAUACAAAUGUUUGCAUAUAGGCCUGUUUGAACUUUUGCUGGCUCAACUUCAUCAUUUAUCUUUGUAAAUGUGAACAUGCUUCAGAGUGCACUUUCUGCCAUACCUGUGUUGAUUUACUUUGUGUGAAUUUUGGAGUGGUAGUAUUUAGUGGAAGCCAUUUAUAAUUUAAGGUGAUGAUUUCAUUAUAUGUAGAAAAGGUUUUAGUUUUACAUCUGGACUUGAGCUUCCUGUUCAAAUUUCUUGGUAAUCUUGUGCCAAGCCUCCAAAAUAGGCUUAUUCCAUAGAACAAGGAUUAAAAAUUAAGUUAUCAGUAUACUUUAAUUUUAUGAGAUGUUGUAGUGAGAAAUCAUAUUAUAGUCUGGCUAAAUUAGGCCAUUUUGAAUCCAUAUGAAAUAGCCUUCCAGAAAAAUUGACCAAUACCCCUGAUGUUAGUUUCUGUAUUUAAAUUUUUGUCCCAUCACAGAUCUGAUAGAGAGUUGGCACUAACAUUGUAAUAUUUUCCCUGGUGUUUGAGUUUAAUUAUACACUUGCACAUACAACUGAAAAGCUAGUAGUGAUUUUUGUUUUUGUUGUCAUUAUAUUUCACUAGGCAUGUUUGGAGGCUUUCCUAGUCUAACACCUAUAAGAAAUUACAUAUAAAUAAUUAUAAUGAAAUUUUGAAAGUUUUGAAGUAUAAAGUUAAUCCAAAUCUUUAUAGUUGUUCAGUUGUGUUAAUUGAUAGUAUAAAAAGUUGCCAAAGAAGAGUUAUCACGUACAAUUCAGCAAUAAGACAAUUGUCAACACAGUUGGGAAUAACAAGUAGUAUCACUAGUCAUAGAAGUAGUCUCACUAGUAAUAUUUAGAAUUGGAAUUUGCCUAUUAAAAUUAGUAAUAGAUUAUUCCCUAUGAUGUGAAACUGACUUGAGCAUGCCACUGUUGGCUGACAAACUAGACGUUUCCAUGGGGUUUUGUGAGUUUUGAAAUCUAGAUACCGGAUUUUAUUUUUGGAAAGAGUAGCAGCUCUGUUUGCAAGGGCUUUUACUUGAAAGUGUAAUUUUCCAAAAAAUAUCACCUAAAGGAAAAUAAAAUAUAUACAUGCCUAAUAGAUUAGGUUUGUUUGUCUGGUGGUAGUAAGAUUUUUUUGGUUUCACAGCUGAAAUACAGUCUUAUUACAUAUUUUUCUUUCCUCUGCCACUUGAAGUUAAAUUUAUAAUGUUAAAAAUAAAAUAAAUAACUAUG
Molecule: messenger RNA, 2390 nt
Organism: Sus scrofa (pig)
Lineage: Eukaryota; Metazoa; Chordata; Mammalia; Artiodactyla; Suidae
Gene: TSNAX
Product: translin associated factor X
Molecular function (GO): sequence-specific DNA binding
Source: RefSeq, marked validated